Molecule: messenger RNA, 1912 nt
Organism: Blepharisma stoltei
Lineage: Eukaryota; Ciliophora; Heterotrichea; Heterotrichida; Blepharismidae
Source: the annotation of a GenBank genome assembly
AUGAAAAACGACGACAAAGAGAUCAGCGAAGAAGUCAUAUUUUUCCAGUCCAUAAUUAAGCGGAAAGCAGACACUGUUGACCCCAAUGUAAUAGAUGAUGAUCUCAUCAGAAAAUAUAUCAAAGAAUGGAAUGCAGAGAGAAAAAUUUACGGGAUGGAUGAUAUGCCAUUCUCUGACCUCCUUGAGCUACGCUUAAGCUUCCAAAACAUUUUAAAGAUCCAAAACCUUCGCGGACUUGCCAGUCUUAAAAAGCUGUGCCUUGACAAUAACAUAAUCACCAAAAUUGAAGGACUAACUGAAGACUUAGUCAAUCUUGAAUGGCUCGAUCUCUCAUUUAACAACAUAAAGGUAGUAGAAGGCUUAGAGGAGCUCGUGAAUCUGACAGAUUUAAGCCUCUUUCACAACCAAAUUUCAGAAGUCAGAGCGCCUUCGCUUGAUUCAUGCAAAAAACUGAAUGUAAUUUCUUUCCUCCCCACCGUGAGCAAGCAAAACCAUUGGAAAAAUCCCUAUUUUUUGUCAAAAAAAAACUCUUGUGAACGAACAAUACAUUUUUUGAGAAAAGAUUUUGAUAUAUUAGGGAUAAUUAGUAUAAUGAAAUCUCUGGCUAACACUUUUGAUUUUAAACAAACUUGCAUUUAAAAAAAAUUUAACAAUUAAAUUAAUGUUUGCUCUCUAAUCUUUGCGAAGUGGAAUUUUUUUAAAUUUCGAAAAAAAAGCCAUAAAAAUUUAUAUAAAUCAAUUCACUCAUGGAACGGAGAGGGAAUUAGGAGAUAAUAUGAUCACCAGCUAUGAAGCAGUGAUCCCUUACCUGCGCACUUUUCCUAAUUUGCAAGUGCUAAAGCUAGAAGGAAAUAAAAUCUGCGAGGAUUCUGGCUACAAAAGCUACGUAAUUGCAUUUAUCUCUCAGCUAAAAUAUUUAGAUUAUGUCUUAUUGGAACCCCAAGAAAUACAGAGAGCCAAAGAAGAUCACAGAGGUGAGGACUUAGGAGUAAAAGAUGCACAAGCUCAACAAGAAGAGUUGGAGCGCGAGCUAAUUGAAAAAGCCAAAAAGGAGCUUGAUGACGCAUUUAUUGGUGGGACUCACAAGUUUUUGGAGCACUUAAAAGAAGAAUUCGAAGACGAAGAGAAAAAAAUCUGCGUGCUGCCUGAGCAAGACAACCAAUAUGCAGAGUUUGCUGAAAAAGUCAAUGCAAGAAUUCAGGAUUUCCAAAAAACAAUUAUUGAAAAAAAUGAGACCAGGCUGCAAAUUAUUGAUAAAUUCAAGAGGUCAGUACAGAAGGCAGAAGAUGAAGUAGAAAAUGAAGCAAUCAAACUGAUCGGGAACUAUGAAAAAGAAGAAAAGCAAUCUAUGAGAAUUUUUGAACAAGAUGUGGAGACUGAUGAAGACUUGCUGAGAGAUUUAAUACCGAAAAUUGAUGACUUAGAAGACGUACUGAUAGAAAAAGAAUUGAGUCUCGUAGAGAGGCUGAAUGAAGCAAUAGAGAGGUUUGAUAAGAAAAUGAAAGAUAUAGUCUCUGAAAUCAAAGAAGAUACCAAAAAUUUCUCUGAGGCAAUUAUUGGAUUAAUGGAUUUAUAUUUCGGAGAACUCCAGAAAAUCAAAGACGAGCAGAUCAAGCUGUUUUAUGCAGAAAAUGUGAAUAUGGACAACUUCACGCCAGAACAAAAAGAAGUUUACCAAGAUAGAGAAGGGCUGUUGAGUGCUCUAACUAAUUUGCAGGAUGAUUAUAAGGAACAGAUUGGAACUGUAGAGGAUGAGAUCACUAAAGCUUAUGACGGUGAAAUGGAGAAGUUCAUUGAAGAGUUCAAGUACGAGAAACAUGAAAGAAACAGAACAAGAAUUAGAGAAAUUAUGGAGCUGGCCCAAGAAAAAAGAGAAGUUAUAGAAAAAACUUUAUCUGAAGAUAUAAGCUAA